Molecule: messenger RNA, 1817 nt
Organism: Salvia hispanica
Lineage: Eukaryota; Viridiplantae; Streptophyta; Magnoliopsida; Lamiales; Lamiaceae
Product: Major facilitator superfamily protein
Biological process (GO): transmembrane transport
Cellular component (GO): membrane
Molecular function (GO): transmembrane transporter activity
Source: RefSeq, a predicted model, not a curated record
UCUAACGUAUCUUUCAUUGUUUUCGUUUCGUUUCGUUUUCUUCGACGCACCAACUCCUACACUCUCUGUUGACAUUCAACCGCAGCCGCCCGCCUCCCUAGCAACGCCGAUCUCCGCCGUAAUACGCGUCGAGAAUUAUGAAUUGUAUAGGCUUGCAGUAAUGCAAGAGAGUUGACCUCUGCAUUAAUCACUGCGCAUGUUUAGCAACCGUAGCUUAAUAAGAUCGGGAAGAAAGAAGAUUGGCAGCAUGAACAAAACAAGAACAUUUUUUGGAAUCUCGCUCUCGUUGAUUAUAAUCAACAUGGCUGCUAUAAUGGAACGUGCUGAUGAGAAUCUGCUUCCAGCUGUUUACAAAGAAGUCAGUGAAGCUUUCCAAGUCGGGCCAUCAGAUCUUGGAUAUCUUACUUUUAUCAGGAACUUUGUUCAGGGAAUGGCAUCACCUGUGGCAGGUGUUUUGGCUAUCAGUUAUGACCGACCUACAAUUCUAACUAUUGGCAUUCUCUGCUGGGCCUUAUCAACAGCUGCUGUUGGAGCAAGCAAGUAUUUCUUUCAAGUUGCAUUCUGGAGAGCAAUAAAUGGCUUCGGGCUAGCAAUUGUUAUACCAGCACUUCAGUCUUUCAUUGCGGAUAGCUAUAUGGAUGGUAUAAGGGGCACUGGGUUUGGAUUUCUGAAUCUAGUUGGCACAGUAGGGGGCAUAGGAGGUGGAGCUAUUGCCACUGUUAUGGCUGGUCAUGAUUUAUGGGGCAUACCUGGAUGGAGAUGCGCCUUCUUGAUAAUGGGAGCAUUGAGCUGUUUAAUUGCAUUCCUCGUCUAUCAGCUCGUUGUAGAUCCAAAAAGAAAUAUCAGUGCACAUGAUACAAGCAAGAUGUCUGACAGGGAGAGUUUGAUGGAAACUCGAACUACAAGUUCGACAACAAUAUGGCUGGAGUCCUGGUCAGCCAUGAAAACCAUAAUGAAAGUUCCAACCUUUCAAUUCAUUGUAUUACAAGGUCUUGUUGGUUCAGUCCCCUGGACAGCAAUUGUUUUCAUCACGUUAUGGUUCGAACUAAUUGGUUUCGACCACAACAGUGCAGCAACCUUGGUCGGUCUGUUCGCUGCUGGAUGCGCACUAGGGUCGUUUUUGGGUGGAGUAAUAGCAGAUAGAAUGUCUCGUGCAUACCCUUACUCCGGGAGAGUCAUGUGCGCACAGUUCAGUUCUUUCAUGGGCAUACCCUUCUCUCUCUUCCUUCUCCGAGUUAUUCCCCAAGAAGUGAGCAGUUACUACACAUACGCCACCACACUUUUCCUGAUGGGCCUUACAAUCAGCUGGUGUGCCACAGCCACCAACGGCCCGAUGUUUGCUGAGGUCGUCCCUCCCAAACACCGAACCAUGAUCUAUGCAUUCGACCGUGCUUUUGAAGUGUCGUUCUCGUCGUUUGCUGCUCCCAUUGUUGGAAUCCUUGCAGAGAAGAUAUACGGGUAUGAUUCUAAGUCGGUGGACCCCGUGUUAGGGUCGAGGAGGGAGGCUAUGGCGUUGUCGAGAGGGCUUCUAUCGAUGAUGGUAGUCCCCUUCGGGUUGUGCAGCUUGUUUUACAGUCCUUUGUAUUGGACCUUUAAGCAGGACAGGGAGAAUGCAAGAUUGGCGAGUGUAAAGGAAAAUGAGAUGCUAUGAGUGUAAGAUUUUGUUUUGGUAAACACUGAUAUACUUAAAUUAGUUUACUUAACACACUCUUUUCAGAUAGUAAUUAAUUUACUACCACUUUCACUUAUGUAUUACUACUAUUUCUUAUUUGAAGAAAUUGCUAUUUUACACUUGUAUAUGCAAGUGACGGUGAUUA